ACGCGAUGAAACCAAUUCUUCCUCAAAUCUUGUCUCUUUGCACUGCUGUACUUACUUUUUCUUCCAAGGCCCAUCCCACACAACAAGAAUUACUCACCAGCGAUGAUCUAAUGGCAGAUGAGCGAGUCCCUGGCGAUAACGAUGCCAUCUACGAUGCCGUGCCUAAGAACGACCAAAUAUUCGAAAUCGAGUUCCUCGAGAUUGCCCCGACUCCUAUCACUGCCGACCGUGUCUUCUUUGUCUACCUUCGCGGUGAUAUACCCGAAUCCAAGAAGAAGGAGUUGGCAUUACCCGACGAAGGCCUCAUCAAUGCAACCCUUAAAGUGAGCGCCUCUGCUGUCUACCCAGAUGGUAGUAUCGACAACGAAGACUCUGCCACAGGACCACUAAGGACUACACCCUUUGAUGAUCUGGCCCAUCUUACGAUUCGCAAUACCUCUGGAGUUCAGGUUGACUAUAUGGCCAGCAGCGGCCGCAGUGAUAUUUUACUCGAUUUCCAGUUCCUUACAAUGUUUUUGAGGAGUGGUAUGUGGACUUUCAAGGUCGAUGCGCGAGCUGGAGAUCAAGAUAAUACGUGCCUGUUUGCUAUGAAGUUGACACAGUGGUUAGAGGGAAGGCUGCAUUAG
This is a messenger RNA of Aspergillus aculeatinus CBS 121060, 626 nucleotides long. RefSeq lists its product as uncharacterized. Lineage: Eukaryota; Fungi; Ascomycota; Eurotiomycetes; Eurotiales; Aspergillaceae. The coding region runs from base 6 to 626 and encodes 206 amino acids. The record is from RefSeq and is a predicted model, not a curated record. The transcript is spliced from 2 exons.